CAUUUCCUCGCCACUCCUCCCACCUCCCGCGAAGCAUUCCGAACUCCAGCUGCUCGUGGCGUUGGUGGUUGGCGAUGGAGUUCAAGGUGGUCUCCAAGGCUGCGGCGGCGUCGCCCGCGCCCAAGGGAGCUCUGCUCCGGGGGCCUCAGGGUGGGAGCCGCGUUGGCUUCGGGCCGGCGGCGACCAGGACAAAGGCGCUGCGCGCGGCCAACAACUCCGUGACCCCCGUGACCAGGGAAGAGAGGAUAGAUCGAAGUGAAAUAUUGACCUUGGACAGUAUUAGACACUCUUUGAUUAGACAAGAAGACAGCAUCAUAUUCAGCCUCUUGGAGAGAGCCCAGUUCCGUUACAAUGCUGAUACAUAUGAUAGCAAUGCUUUCCACAUGGAUGGUUUUGAAGGCAAUUUGGUUGAAUAUAUGGUUAGAGAAACUGAAAAGCUCCAUGCUCAGGUUGGGAGAUACAAGAGCCCAGAUGAGCACCCAUUCUUUCAAGAAGAUCUACCUGAGCCUCUGUUGCCACCUAUCCAGUACCCAACGGUUUUGCAUCCUAUUGCUGAUUCUAUUAAUAUCAACAAAGAGAUUUGGAAAAUGUAUUUUGAUGAACUUCUUCCAAGAUUGGUGAAAGAAGGAAGUGAUGGUAAUUCUGGAUCCAGUGCUCUUUGUGACACAAUCUGCCUGCAGGCACUCUCUAAAAGAAUCCACUAUGGGAAGUUUGUGGCAGAGGCCAAGUUUCAAGAGUCCCCUGAAGCUUACAUGCCUGCAAUUAUAGCCCAGGACCGUGAUCAACUAAUGCACCUCCUCACAUAUGAAACAGUGGAGCAUGCUAUUGAACAAAGGGUAGAAGCUAAGGCCAAGGUCUUUGGGCAAGAGGUGAAUGUGAGUAGUGAGGACAACGGCGCCCCACCCAGCUACAAGAUCAGGCCCAGCUUGGUCGCCGAACUGUACAGCUACAGAAUCAUGCCGCUAACCAAGGAGGUUCAAGUGGCGUACUUGCUUAGGAGGUUGGAUUGAGUGUGUUUACCAUUGUAAACUGCCAGAUUCGAUUCCUGGCAUUAAAGAAUAAACUAGGCAAACAUCAGUAGGUGUCCAUUUUUGGACUGAUUGGAGAUACUUUAUAUACCGUGUGUUUAUUUGCUC
This is a messenger RNA of Phragmites australis (common reed), 1136 nucleotides long. RefSeq names its product chorismate mutase 1, chloroplastic-like. Gene Ontology annotation, cellular component: cytoplasm. Gene Ontology annotation, biological process: chorismate metabolic process; aromatic amino acid biosynthetic process. NCBI's taxonomy places the organism in Eukaryota, Viridiplantae, Streptophyta, Magnoliopsida, Poales, Poaceae. Gene Ontology annotation, molecular function: chorismate mutase activity. Bases 75 to 1010 code for a protein of 311 amino acids. The transcript has 6 exons. The record is from RefSeq and is a predicted model, not a curated record.